Messenger RNA from Brassica oleracea var. oleracea, 580 nucleotides. RefSeq lists its product as uncharacterized. Lineage: Eukaryota; Viridiplantae; Streptophyta; Magnoliopsida; Brassicales; Brassicaceae. Bases 17 to 580 code for a protein of 187 amino acids. The record is from RefSeq and is a predicted model, not a curated record. The transcript is spliced from 2 exons. Gene Ontology annotation, molecular function: zinc ion binding.
UGUUUGGAAUCUGGUUAUGGGUUUGGAUUAUAGCUACACGCAGCCGUCUGAUUCGGAGGAUUAUGGUUUACGGAACUCAGCAGACAGUGGAAACAGCUCGACAGAAAUGAAUAUCAUGCUAGACCAAGCAGAGAUCGAAGCCGCGCAGAAUCAGUACCCUCUGCAGCCUGAAGUGGAGUUUGGCUUCCCCAAGGAAUGCUACUGUGGCCGCGAGCCGCUUUUAGCUACUUCUUACAAAAGAAAUGACCCGGGGAGAAGGUUCUACACCUGUGACAACAUCGACGACGGAGACUGCCAUGUAUACAAGUGGUGGGAUGUCGCGGUUACAGAGGAGAUCAAAGCCUUAGGUACACAUUAUGCUCAGCUUUCUGAUAGGGUAGAUUACCUUUCGUUUCUAAGUGACGACGACACCCAUAUGCGCAAGUUUAAGGAUCUGCAGUUUGAUUUAGAGCAGAAGUUGUUAAGGGUUGAGAGAAUUGGUUGUGACUUAGCGAGAAAUACAUCUAGGUUAUUCAGAAUUGCUUGUGUUAUGGUUGUUGUCGUAGUGCUAAUAGGCAUUGGACUAGCUGCUCGUAUGUAG